AUGUAUGUACUGUCAAGGAGACUGAGAAUAUCAGUUGAUGCAUCAAGAGAUAUUAAGUCUAUACAUGAAUAUGUUAAUGAUGAACUGAGAAGAAUAGAGGUAGAUACAUCCACUUCCACCUCUACUACUAUUGCUGGAAAUGAGACGGUCUCAUUGGCAGACAAAAUUAAAAAAUAUGACAUGGCUAAGCUUAUAGAUUUCUUGCUGGAUUUUAAAAUAGGAACAACCGUAGUACUUGCAGACUUCGCUAAAGAGUCGAAAUAUAGUAUUGGUGGCAAUGGUAUAGGCACUAUUCGUCAAUUUUUGCCAGCAACCUACAAACUCGAAGAUGAUGAUGAGAAGUUAGUGUAG
Molecule: messenger RNA, 351 nt
Organism: Funneliformis caledonium
Lineage: Eukaryota; Fungi; Glomeromycota; Glomeromycetes; Glomerales; Glomeraceae
Source: the annotation of a GenBank genome assembly